GUACCCAAAAUUAGUGAGGUUGCAGAAACAAUAUUUACUGGGCUUGGUCUUUCCAUGCAACUUCUGGGGAUCACCCAGCGGUCUGCAGAGACGAUGAGCUUGGAACCUCCGAAAUCUCUUUUUCUGAUAGUGGAAUGCUCAACGGCCAUCGAACAGAUUGCUCGUCAGUCGCCACAGCCCAACCACCCUUAAGGAACCGGGUCAGUGAUCCGGCCCAGUUAUUCAGUGGUCUUCUGUUGUAAGCCUGGGCGGCCGACGACGAACCGACGCUAUCAAACUCAAGAGGCCAGAGCUGUUCUUCUUCCCCCCGGACGCCACCACUCUCUCCUCCUCCUCCUCUGCCUGCAAUGAACGCCUCUGUCUAUUCCGCCUCCUUCGCCGUUCUCAAAAGCUCCCUCGCCCUCGCCUUCCCCUCCCCUCCUCUCCGCCUCCGUCACGCCCCCUCCUCCCUUCCUGUUCGCUCCUUGCAGACGUGUUCUUCGCCCACUCUUCUCGGACCGCCUAGAAGCUCCACCCUGGCGACCGCGCAGCCGCUUCAGCAGGAGGAAGCAUCGGACGAGGAGGAGUUGACGGAAACUGUGCGGCCUUCCGUGGAGCCUUUCCAUGAUGUGGCCGCGGAGAGGGAGAUGAGGUCCUUUCCCUCCCCUGAACUCGAGGUGAAGGAGCUGGAGGAGCUCCCCGAGCAGUGGAGGCGGUCCAAGAUCGCAUGGCUCUGCAAGGAACUGCCUUCCUACAAGCACUCUACUUUCGUCAGAAUACUCAACGCCCAGCGCAAGUGGAUCACACAGGACGACGCCACGUACGUUACCGUCCACUGCAUGAGAAUCCGGGAGAACGAAGCCAGCUUCCGGGUGUACAAAUGGAUGUCCCAGCAGCACUGGUUCCACUUCGAUUUCUCUCUCGCGACAAAGCUGGCUGAUUAUUUGGGGAAGGACCGGAAAUUCGCAAAAUGCCGGGAGAUCUUUGAUGCUAUAAUUAAUCAAGGUCGUGUGCCCAGCGAGUCCACUUUUCACAUCUUGACGGUAGCUUAUCUGAGUGCUCCCGUCGAAGGCUGCCUUGACGAGGCAUGCAGUGUUUACAAUAAGAUGAUUCAGCUGGGUGGUUACAGGCCCCGCCUUAGCUUGCAUAACUCUCUCUUCCGAGCCCUCGUGAGCCGGUCCGAUGGCCGGGGAAAGUACUAUCUCAAACAGGCUGAGUUCAUCUUCCACAAUAUAGUGACUUCUGAAUUCGAGGUGCAUCAGGAUAUCUAUGCGGGGUUGAUCUGGCUCCAUAGCUAUCAAGACAUUAUCGACUGGGAAAGAAUUGCAGAUCUAAGGCAGGAGAUGAAGAAUGCCGGUUUCAAGGAGAGCACUGAUGUGCUCAUUUCCAUCAUGAGAGCUUGUUCCAAGGCAGGCAAUGUAGAGGAAACUGAAAAGACAUGGCUCAUGCUUCUUGAGAGUGAUUGUAGAAUCCCUCCUAAAGCCUUUGUUUAUCGCAUGGAGGUUUAUGCAAAGGUCGGGGAACCGAUGAAAUCGUUGGAGAUAUUUGAAGGGAUGAAGAGGCAAAAUGAACCUGUCAGUUCUGCUGCAUAUCUUAAGAUCAUUGAGGUCAUGUCAAAAGCUGAGGAGACUGAAAUAACAGAAACAAUUUUUGAUGAGUACAUUGGAAGCGGAAUGAAACCUGUUAUGCCUGCUUUCCUCAGUUUGAUGUCUAUGUACUUUAAUUUGCACUUGCACGACAAGUUGGAAACAGCCUUCUCACGGUGUGCCACUGGAUGCUGUCCCAAUCGGAGCAUCUAUAACCUUUACCUGGAAUCCUUGGUAAGGGUUGGUUACCUUGAGAAGGCAGAGGACAUAUUUAAUGAAAUACACACAAAUGGGAUGAUCGGUACUAAUGCUCGGUCAUGUAACGCCAUUUUAGACAGCUAUCUUGCUUCAGGAGAGUGUGCUAAAGCUGAAAAGGUCUACGACAUAAUGCGCCAGAAGAAAUAUGAAAUAGAACCCCGCUCUGUGGAAAGGCUCCAAGAAGUUCUAAGCUUGAACAGGAAGAUAGUUAAGAGAAAAGUAAGCAUGAAGCUUGAUGAAGAACAGCGUGAGAUUUUAGUUGGCUUGCUGCUAGGAGGUGUGAGAAUAGAAUCAGAUGAGGAGCGGAGGAACCACAUAAUCCUUUUUGAAUUCAGUGAGAACUCCAACAUUCACUCGGUUCUGAGAGUGCACAUUCAUGAACGGUUUUAUGAGUGGUUAACAUUAUCAAGUAGGUCUAACGAUGAUGAUAAUGAGAUGCCGUACCGAUUUUCCACCAUUGCACAUUCCUAUUUUGGUUUCUUUGCCGAUCAGUUCUGGCUGAAAGGACGACUGAUGAUUCCAAAGCUUGUUCAUAGAUGGCUGUCAGCACGUGUUCUGGCAUAUUGGUACAUGUAUGGAGGCUUGAGAUCAUCCUCAGGUGAUAUAUUGCUCAGGCUGAAAGGUGGCAGCCGUGAAGACACCGAAAGGAUCAUCAGGGCAUUUCAGGCAAAGUCCUUGGGAUGCAGAGUCAAGAGGAAAGGAAGAGUGUUUUGGAUGGGUUUUCAAGGAACCAAUGCUGAUAUGUUCUGGGAGCUUGUAGAACCAUAUAUUUUGGAGAGUGUUAAAAGCCUUCUGGUACCAGAUGGUUGUCUCUCGGUAAACGGCAAGGAAGAAAGUCAACCUGAUGACUCUGAUAGCAAAUUCGAGACCGAUGAGCGGAGUCCCCAUUGAGAAAUCAAUGAGAUAUCCAGAGAUCAAAUAUGAAAGACUGGUAGAAAUAAAUGCCCAACACACUAAAUGUAGAUUUUGUAAAAUAUCCUUUCACUCUAUUUAGGUUUGCAGCAAGGCCCAUUACGCUAUCUGAAUAUGAAAAGAUGAUAAAGCUGAAUAGGAAAAGGCAAAAGCAAACCAGUUUAAGUUGAUGUAAGAGUCUUCUUUGCCCGUUUGUGUGGAUUCAUUUACUCUUUCAAAUGAAAUUCUCUUUUCCCAAAA
Molecule: messenger RNA, 2975 nt
Organism: Musa acuminata subsp. malaccensis (wild Malaysian banana)
Lineage: Eukaryota; Viridiplantae; Streptophyta; Magnoliopsida; Zingiberales; Musaceae
Product: pentatricopeptide repeat-containing protein OTP51, chloroplastic
Biological process (GO): Group II intron splicing; mRNA cis splicing, via spliceosome; photosystem I assembly
Molecular function (GO): protein binding; endonuclease activity
Source: RefSeq, a predicted model, not a curated record